Molecule: messenger RNA, 3101 nt
Organism: Bolinopsis microptera
Lineage: Eukaryota; Metazoa; Ctenophora; Tentaculata; Lobata; Bolinopsidae
Product: ankyrin repeat and EF-hand domain-containing protein 1-like
Exons: 17
Coding region: 41-2461 (806 amino acids)
Molecular function (GO): protein binding
Source: RefSeq, a predicted model, not a curated record
UAGGAUGAAAAAAUUUCUCUCUUUGUGGCGUUAAGAUGAGAUGGCUGAUGGGUUCACCCAGCUUCAACUGUUGCAAGGGAGGAAAUUUCUCUACUGUGUAAAACAAGGAAAUGCAUCACAAGUAGAAAAACUCUGCAGCAAUGGUGUACCUGGGCUCAUAAACUACAUAGUUAACCCAGAGGGAGAAGCAGGGAUUCAUGCAGCUGUUAAAAAUGCUGAUAUAGACAUGAUGUUAUUGUUGCUAAGUCUUGGAGCAAGUAUUGAUCGCAGAGAUAAUUUGGGCAGAACCUCUCUAAUGAUUGCUCUGGGUUACGGCUAUGACCAUGUCAUUGAUACUCUGCUGGAGGCUGAAGCUAAAUUCAAUGCGACUGAUAAGGAGGGCAGAUGUGUAACCUGGUACGCACUCAAACCUACACAGAGACACCUCCGGUGCUUGGAGAAAGUCUGCAAAGUUGGAGCUGAUGUUAAUGUUGUGAACAGCAGUACCAGCACCCUAUUAAUGAAAUGUGCUGGACAAGGCCUCACCGCCUCCGCUCAGAUACUCUUAAAACACCAAGCUGGCACUGAAAUCAUCAACGGUGAGAACCUGACUGCUCUGAUGAUUGCAGUGAAGGUAAAUAACGUAGAAAUGGUUGAGUUGCUGGUCAAGUCCGGAGCAAGCAUUGAUGUGGCGGACAGUGAAAAUCUCUCUCCAAUACAUUGGUGCUGUAAGUUAGGUUUCACUGGACUAUUAACCUUGUUACUGAAUCAUGGUGGCGAGCCAGAUAGCCUGACUAACACAGGAGAUACGCCACUUCAUUUGGCGGUACAAGGCAGACACACACUCGCUGUUAAAAUCCUUCUUAGUAGAGGGGUGCAAUGUGAGAUUCCUAACUACAGCGCAGUUACACCCCGUAACAUCGCCCACCAGCUCAAAGAUAAAGUUCUCAAGCGACUUCUGAGAAGGCACGAGAACGCAAUACACAAAGCAUGCGGGGAAGGUAAAAUCAGAGCAGGCAAGGACUACUGGAAACUUGUGCUGCUCAAGUGGAACAAGUCUAAUUGUGAGGCGUUUAUAAAGGAGUGUACCCUGUUUGACGCACUAGGAAAUGGGGAGGUUGCUCUGGAAACUUUCAUUAGUAUCGUUCGUAAACUCAAGACCCCGGUAUCAGAUAGACAGUUAGCAGAGGUACUCAAAUCAUGUGACUCUGGAAAAGUUAACUACACUGACUUCCUGUUAGGCCGGCUGUUUAUCAAGCUUAUAACAUACGAUAACUUUGCUCGCUGCAAGAAAAAGAAAAAAUCUGGUCGAAAGGGCGGCAGGGGGAAGAAGAAGAAGAUCCCGCUUCAUAUUGUAGUUGAGAAGACUAGAGUUUCUCCUUUUACUAGGAGCGAGGACGUAGUGGAAAAGAUGGAGCACUUUACGGACACAGCUAGGUUUCCCAGAGACUGUCCUCCCAAAACAUUUAUAGAAGAUGAUAGCUCCUGGUACAUGGCGCCUCCCUCUACAACCUACAUUAGGCUUCACAAAGCCGCGCAACUAGGCGAUCUCAAGACUAUCGAGGCAGCUUGUGAGGACCAAGUUGAUCUAAACCAGACCGACAAGUUCCUUAAAACCCCACUCAUGGUGGCAGCUGCUAACGGCAGAGCUCACAUUGCUCACAUUCUUCUCAGACAUGAUGGGGUGGAUGUAAAUAUGAAGGAUAAUUUCCAAUGGACGGCCCUGCACCAUGCUUGCCAUGCCAAUCAGCCUGACAUAGCUCAACUCCUGGUGGAACACAACGCAGAUUUUGACUCUCAGGCUCUCAACGGAGGUACCCCCCUUAUGAGAGCCGUAGAGAGUGGCAGUACUGAGAUAGUGAAAAUAUUGCUGGCUCGUGGAGCCAAGAUAAACCUCCGAACCAAGAACGAGAAGACAGCAUUGGAUAUAGCUUACGAGUGGGGCAACAGUGAAAUAAUCGACUUGAUUACCACUUCGAUAGCAGAACGGCAACUAACGAAGAAGAGGGGUAGGAGGAAGAGUGGUAAAGUGGGGGGCAGGCAGCCAGACAGUAGACAGUUGGACAGUGGGGCGAGCGCCCCCUUCCUAAAGAGUGCCCCCGAGGAGCGCAGCAAUGUGACAUUCUCUGCGGAGACCAAGCCCGGCACAGCUGAAGUUCCUCUCUCUAAGUCUGCUAUUGCCUUCAACUCUGGCCUCUCAGCACCUGACGGUAACUUCAGAUCUGCUUCAGCUCCUCCUGAUCUGAACAAAUCAGUACAUUCUCUGAGACGGAGAACUAACGCCUGGGCCCACAAACCUCCCACUACCGAGGACCUGCUCAACUAUAAGGUGGAGCAACGGAAACGCUUCGGAUUUGAGGUGGCAGACUUUAAGAAACCAAGAUCUCCCUUUACCAGUGUCAUCGAGGAUAAAAUGAGGCCUUAUAUUCUGGUGAGCUCCCAGGGUGGCAGGCCUAAAUCCUCCGUGGCCAGUACCGGAUAAGAUUUUAAAUUGUUGGUAUGUUAUCUGAUUGUGAUUGUAUCUGCAGUGAAGUACCUCGACACAGCGCAUAUCUGUGAUAUUUAACUUUACAGCUGUGGAGUGUAGGGGCUAAACAAUACUGCAUACUUUAGGGGUGACUGUUAAAUUAACUUUGAUUUAUUUGAUUCACUAACAAUGCACAGGGAGGUUUUUUAAAAAGUAUGAAGACAUAUUUCAGGGUAUCUAACUAGGAGCGAUAAUUGACAUACUUGAUGUAAAACUUGUUAAAUAAACCCUAUUUGUGAGCCUAAAGAAUGUUUUAGCCGAGAUAACGUCAUCUUGAAUAGUGCGUUUGCAAAAAUGCCAAUUUCAAAUGAUUUUAUCCAACAUCUUAGCCACAUUUCGGACACACUAAGUAAAUAGCAAAGUGAAUAAAGUUGGCAGCCCCAAAAUAACUUUAAUAAUCUGUGGUAUCGUAUUUAUUUCUGGGUUAUAUAAUUUUUGUUAAAUAACGUGUGUUUUGGUAAUUUUAUUAAUGCACAAAGUGAUCAUGGCGUACGUGUGUACUUUGUUAACAAAGAAGAUACAUUUUAUAUUGUAAUAUAAAGCUCUGGACCAAUGCAUUGUUGAUAUAAUUGAACAUUUUAGAUUAUGAUAAAAA